AUGGAAAAUUCCGGAGAAACAGCGACUAGAGAUCCGGUCAAUGAACCACAAUAUGUUCAAGAGAAGGCGAAGGACGUGGAGUCUGGUGGUGAAGCAAUACCGACGUCCACGGUCGUAAGGACGGACAUGGAGUCUGGUAAUGCAGCAAAACCAACGACGACUGCAAGGUCAGGGAAGAGUGGUCUAUCGGAGAAAGGAAGUUUGAUUUUAAGGGGUGCAGCUUUGGUGUUCUCGGCAAUUUCUUUCACUAUUAUGGCUUGUGUCAAAGGCUUCGAUGAUUUCGACCAGUCAAGGUAUGUAUUGGCCGGUGGCAUCCUAUCUACGAUAUACAACGUGUUUCAAGUUUCACGUCAAAGUUAUUCCUUCUCGACCGGAAAAUCUCUGUUUGCAGAGCAUACUACUAGUUUUAUGACUCUUGUCGAUUUCUUUGGAGAUCAGAUUAUUGCAUAUCUCUUGGUAUCGUGUGCAUCGGCAAUAGCUCCAAACGUAGCUACGUUGAGGGAAGUCGAAGAUGAGUUGUUAGCAGAUCACGGGACAUCAAACUUGGUUGCAGCUUCUACCAGCAUGGGUUUCUUGGCGUUCUUUCCUAUGGCCGUAUCAGCUGUGAUAUCUGCUUAUAAGCUCUCCCCCAAAACUUAA
Papaver somniferum (opium poppy) is the source of this 639-nucleotide messenger RNA. RefSeq names its product CASP-like protein 4B1. The coding region runs from base 1 to 639 and encodes 212 amino acids. The transcript is spliced from 3 exons. NCBI's taxonomy places the organism in Eukaryota, Viridiplantae, Streptophyta, Magnoliopsida, Ranunculales, Papaveraceae. The record is from RefSeq and is a predicted model, not a curated record.